Leptonychotes weddellii (Weddell seal) is the source of this 1040-nucleotide messenger RNA. RefSeq names its product sperm associated antigen 7 (gene SPAG7). NCBI's taxonomy places the organism in Eukaryota, Metazoa, Chordata, Mammalia, Carnivora, Phocidae. The record is from RefSeq and is a predicted model, not a curated record. Gene Ontology annotation, molecular function: nucleic acid binding.
GCAUUUCGCCCUUCCCUUUAAGACGCACCGCCCUUUCUCAGUCACUCCCAAGAUGGCGGACCUACUGGGCUCCAUCCUGAGCUCCAUGGAGAAGCCACCCAGCCUCGGGGACCAGGAGUCUCGGCGCAAGGCCCGAGAGCAGGCUGCCCGCCUGAAGAAACUGCAGGAGCAAGAGAAACAACAGAAAGUGGAAUUUCGUAAAAGGAUGGAGAAAGAGGUGUCAGAUUUCAUCCAAGACAGUGGGCAGAUCAAGAAAAAGUUUCAGCCGAUGAACAAGAUAGAGAGGAGCAUCCUACACGAUGUGGUGGAAGUGGCCGGCCUGACGUCCUUCUCCUUCGGGGAAGAUGAUGAGUGUCGCUACGUCAUGAUCUUCAAAAAGGAGUUUGCACCCUCUGAUGAAGAGCUGGACUCCUACCGUCGCGGGGAGGAGUGGGACCCCCAGAAGGCUGAGGAGAAACGGAAGCUGAAGGAGCUGGCCCAGCGGCAGGAGGAGGCGGCGGCCCAGCAGGGCCCCGUGGUGGUGAGCCCCGCUAGCGACUACAAGGACAAGUACAGCCACCUCAUCGGCAAGGGCGCAGCCAAGGACGCGGCCCACAUGCUGCAGGCCAACAAGACCUACGGCUGCGUGCCCGUGGCCAACAAGAGGGACACUCGCUCCAUCGAAGAGGCCAUGAACGAGAUCCGGGCCAAGAAGCGCCUGCGGCAGAACGGGGAAGAGUUGCCGCCUACCUCCUAGGCACCGCGGCUCCCCGGGGCAGGGCAGGGGGCGGGGCAGGGGGCGGGGCAGGGGGCGGGGGGACAGGCUGCUGCUACUAGACCCAUCCUGGAGCCCCACCUCCGCAGCACCUCCCGCCGGCCUCACUCGGGCUGGGGGCCGGUGGUCUCCGCGUCACUGUCGGAGCCUGGCUGUGUGCGUGCGUGUGUGCGUGUGUGCGAAUGCGCAGGUGGGUAUUUAACGUGUAUCAUUCUCCUUUCUCCUUGGAAUUUCCUUCCCCGUGGGCUGGGAUGACUUACAUUCAAUAAACACUGUUGACCCAACA